This is a messenger RNA of Truncatella angustata, 827 nucleotides long. RefSeq lists its product as uncharacterized. NCBI's taxonomy places the organism in Eukaryota, Fungi, Ascomycota, Sordariomycetes, Amphisphaeriales, Sporocadaceae. The transcript has 3 exons. The record is from RefSeq and is a predicted model, not a curated record. The coding region runs from base 134 to 634 and encodes 166 amino acids.
AUGUAACAUCCUGCAGGCCCUGGAUAGACAAGGUGAGCGAUACAUAAGGCCACGGCACCACCGACUCUUGGACGUUUAUACUCUAGAGCUUAUGUACUCCUAGUAGCACAUCCUUACAAGCUCCGAUCACGCAAUGUUAUACUACGCUUUUACUACCUUGGCCGUCAUAUCAGCGGCCUUGGCUCUGCCAACCGAAGAGUCGCAAUGUCCUCGUACUGUUUGCGUUGAUGGCGUCAACAGUUGUGGUGUUCGCUACGGGAGCUGUUAUGAUGCAUGUACAGCAUCUCUUCUUCCCACUGCUCCGAGCUGUAGUGUUUCUACUUCUUCCAUUUCGACGGAAAAUUGCAGCACCCGGACUGUGUGUGCUGAUUAUGUCAACGAUUGUGGCAUUUGGUAUGGCGGGUGUUUCCCAGACUGCACCCCGUGGCCAACCUUCACAGCUCCGCCAUGUACUACUACCAGUGCACCAUCGAUAACUCCUACCACUAUCACAAUACCACCCACCACGGACUGCCACACCCAGACUAUAUGUACUGACUACAUUGAUGAUUGUGGUAAGCGACUUCUGGCAUCGAACUGCCCCCGUGGUGUGAUCCGGGAGUGCAUGCCCCUUAUAUGGGGUGUUGGGCUUUAACAGCAACACGCAAUGCCUCUAAAAGAAUGUCAAAGAGAUAGAAAUGCAGUAAUCACUAACUUUCGCGGGAUGUUACAGGUCAAACAUAUGGCGGCUGCUUCUCCGCCUGUACGGUGAGUCAUACCUGUUGGGUUUUCUUCUUCAAGGACAUGCGAGUUUUACUGUCUCACUCUACCACCAUCCGAAGGGGUCC